Molecule: messenger RNA, 530 nt
Organism: Cuscuta epithymum
Lineage: Eukaryota; Viridiplantae; Streptophyta; Magnoliopsida; Solanales; Convolvulaceae
Source: the annotation of a GenBank genome assembly
AAGGAGUUGAAGCUGAAAACUGGUGAAGGCUAGGGUCUUUGUUUAGGGGUGGGUUUUGGCAAUGAAGCCUAGCUUGGGGCGAAGCUCAUCUCUAGGAAGUGUUGCUGUAGGUUGGAGAAAACCUCCUCAUGGCAGGCUGAAGUUAAACAUUGAUGCAACAAUAAGGGGUAAUAGAUGCGGCUUGGGGGGUUUAGUUAGCGACGAUGCAGGGGAGUUUGUAGCCGGAUUUGUCAAAAUAUGGCAGGGACGGUUAUCUCCUUUGGAAGCUGAACUGGUGGGUAUUCGGGAAGCUUUGAGUUGGAUUAAAGAAAAAGGCUGGGAUUCGGUGGAUGUGGAGUCGGAUUCUUUGGGUGCUAUCAAGGAAAUUCUUCAUGGUUCGAGUGUGUCCUCACUUGGAGUCAUUGCUGGUGAUAUUCGAGAGAUUAGAUUAUUAUUUGCUGAUAUCUCUUUUUCUCACAUUAGACGAUCAGCGAACAUGGCGGCCCAUGAGUUAGCCCAGGCGUCGUGUUCUAUGUCUGAUUGUAUUUUUU